AUGUCAUCCCGGUUUGAAAGGACCACACAUAAUCAGCCCUCACCCAGAUGGAAAGUACACUUCGGAUCUGUGCUCUCUCCUCUGCCUUCCGAGCACUCCGCCGGUUCUUUGCAUCGGCAGCUGCAAGGGUCGCAUCUACCACGUGCUCGUCCUCCCAUGCCAAUACGAUUACGGCGAGAAAAAAGUCUUGAGUGAAGACGUUCCUUCCUACAUGCACAAUCCGGAAAAGACUCUGUGCCUCUUAGAAACUGUCGAAUUGGAGCUGGGUUUAGGCACGACUCACCUGGACGUCGAGUACAACUGUCCAAUUUACCUUCACCGCGAUUACUCGAAACUUGGCAACUACUUUGCAACGCACGAAACUGGCGUGCAUUCGAUUUCCAUACCCUGCAUAGACAUCUUGCACAAGUUCCUCAAUGUGGAUAACGAUGAUGAUGUUCUUCAUGAUUUGGUGGAAGAAACCAGCAGCGCUGAGUAUCUGCUUUGCACGAAGACUUCAACUUCGGAGAAGAAAAAUCCGGUGCUCGGGUUUUCCAUUUACCACGAUCCGCACAGUUUCUUGGCUCUUCUCGCUAACGGACAGUUGGUUUCCGUUGCGAUCCUCACCAUGAUCCUGCCGCAGCAGGAUUCCGACGAGGAAGACAUGGAGAACAUGAAUUCACCAUUGAAAAAUAUGUUGCUCAAUCCUUUUGAUGCGCAAAUCCAGAGGAUUCUGAAGCAGUCCAGCACGCAGCCCAUUCUGAAAGUGUCCACUGGAAGUAAGCAGACUCAGCAAGAAUGUUACGAGUUGUUGCAGAGGGCGUCUCAGGUCUUCAGGGAUGAACAUUUCAAGCACCACGACAAGGCACGCGAAGAGAUCGAAAAGCGCGUGAAGGCUUUGCGUAUGCUGAAGGACUUCCAGACGUCCGAAAUCGAUAGGAUGAUGGGCGAGAAGCAGUCGCUGCAGGGAAAGGCCGAGCAUUUAGCGGAGAAAUACGAGGAUCUGAAGGAGAAACAGGAAGAGAUGAUUCAAAGAUGCCAGAAGAUGCUUCUCAUGAUCUCGAAGAGGCAGGUGGAGCCGUCCAACGCCGAGAAGAAAUACAUGGGGGAUUUGAAGGAGUACGAGAAGCGCAUCGAGAAAUACAGAGGAGCCAUCGAGAAGUUGAGGAACAAAUGCAAAUACCAGGAGGACAGGAUGCACAAUUGGGAGAUGGACAACAAGAAGGAGUACGGAAUUGGAUCGUCGCAGACGAACAUGAUCAAAAGCAACCUCCAGGAUAUGACAAAUAAAAUUGCGGAGAUGGUCAAGGAGAUCAACGAGAGAAAACGCGAAUUGAGCAUCGUUUAAUUAUAUAUGUAUUAUCAUUUUUAUGUAAUCUUAAUUUGUUAUUACUUUUUUUUUGUAUUCCUCGUAUUUUAAGUUAUAUAGUUUUCUUCCCAUGAAUGUGAUGUGAAAUCUGUUAACAAUGUUUGAAGAAUGAAUCGAUUUUUUUAAAUAAAAAUG
Messenger RNA from Nicrophorus vespilloides, 1483 nucleotides. It is a transcript of the gene mbo, whose product is annotated as nuclear pore complex protein Nup88. Gene Ontology annotation, molecular function: structural constituent of nuclear pore. The record is from RefSeq and is a predicted model, not a curated record. Lineage: Eukaryota; Metazoa; Arthropoda; Insecta; Coleoptera; Silphidae. Gene Ontology annotation, biological process: ribosomal large subunit export from nucleus; mRNA export from nucleus; ribosomal small subunit export from nucleus. Gene Ontology annotation, cellular component: nuclear pore.